UUGCGACAAAAAGGUAAACAAAUCAAACAUUGCUUGUUUUUACCGGAUUUACGGGGCUUAAAGCUUAUAAUUAAAGAAAUAACAAUGCACAACAAGUCAAAAACCAGUGCGGCGUCUCAACAGAGUCCGGAGCAGGCUGCCAAUGAAGCGCGCAUAACCCAAAUCGAGGAGUUUAUCAAUGAAGUCCUAAAGGAGGAGCUCCGCCAGCUGGAACAAUGGAUUGGACAGUACAACGAGGAGAUAAUGGAGUACGUGCAGUUGAAGAACACGCUCCAAACCUUCGACACGCAUUUGUCCGAGGGCUACAAAACGCAGGUUAACAUUGGUAGCAAUAUCUUUAUGCAGGCCAGAGUUCGCCAGAUGGAUCGCAUCCUGGUGAACGUGGGCAAGGAUGUCUAUCUGGAGAUGACCCUGCCGGAGGCGGAGCAGUUCAGCGACGUUCGCGUCAAGAUACUGACCAAGCAAUCCGAAGUUCUGCGCGAGGAGAGCGUCAAGAAGCGGGCUCAAAUUAAAAUGGCUUUAAUAGCAAUCAGCGAAAGGGCCAAGCUCAACCAGCAGGACGAUAGGAAAUAGACAAGGAUGCAACAGGCAGGAUGGGAGAUUGAUUGAGGGUACCUUACGUUAAAUAAUAUACAAUUUCGGUUAAAUAUAACUCAGGAAUAUAGCUCCGUAAAGAAUAUUUAAUGAAAGACAAGCUGGAUGCUGCGAUUUUUGGGAUUUAAAUCAAAUGACGCCUCUGU
Drosophila serrata is the source of this 740-nucleotide messenger RNA. It is a transcript of the gene Uxt, whose product is annotated as Uxt prefoldin-like subunit. Gene Ontology annotation, cellular component: mediator complex. Lineage: Eukaryota; Metazoa; Arthropoda; Insecta; Diptera; Drosophilidae. Gene Ontology annotation, molecular function: transcription corepressor activity. The record is from RefSeq and is a predicted model, not a curated record. Gene Ontology annotation, biological process: positive regulation of transcription by RNA polymerase II.